Molecule: messenger RNA, 9544 nt
Organism: Monodelphis domestica (gray short-tailed opossum)
Lineage: Eukaryota; Metazoa; Chordata; Mammalia; Didelphimorphia; Didelphidae
Gene: CEP290
Product: centrosomal protein 290
Biological process (GO): non-motile cilium assembly; camera-type eye development; kidney development
Cellular component (GO): centriolar satellite; ciliary transition zone
Source: RefSeq, a predicted model, not a curated record
CAGCCAAGAUCUACGAGACUGGGUGGGAACCUUCGGGUCGCCUAGCAGCAGCCGCCGCCGCCGCCAUCGCAGCUGAGGCUCUCCAGAGUAGACCCGCGGGAGAGGCGCGACGGCCCAGGACCUAGCCUCCUCUGGGAGCACGAGGGUAUUGAGCUGCCAUUUCCAGUCACCGGUCAGUGCAGUGCGCCAGAUCAGUAAACACAGUGAAAGAAGUCAGCAUGCUUUUGGAUUGGAAAAUGAUCUGGAGGGUUAACCCAGAUGAUUUACCUCGCCAAGAAGAAUUGGCAGAUGACUUGCUGGUUUCUAUUUCUAAGGUUGAAGUAAAAGAUCUAAAAGAUGAAAAUCAAGAAAAUGUGGUACAUCUUUUCAGAAUUACUCAGUCUUUAAUGAAGAUGAAAGCCCAAGAAGUGGAAUUAGCUUUAGAAGAAGUGGAAAAAGCUGGUGAGGAACAGGCCAAAUUUGAAAAUCAGUUAAAAACUAAAGUAAUGAAACUGGAAAAUGAGCUUGAGAUGGCACAACAAACUGCAGGAGGUCGAGAUACUCGGUUUUUGCGUGAUGAAAUCCGCCAGCUAGAGAAACAACUGGAGCAGAAGGACAGAGAAUUAGAGGAUUUGGAAAAAGAAAUGGAAAAAGAGAAAAAAGUCAAUGAACAGUUGGCUCUUCGUAAUGAAGAGGCAGAAAAUGAAAACAGCAAAUUAAGGAGAGAGAAUGAACAGCUUCGUCAAGACAUCAUUGACUAUCAGAAACAAAUAGAUUCACAAAAAGAAACACUUUUGUCCAGAAGAGGAGAAGAUAGUGAUUAUCGAUUACAGUUGUCUAAAAAGAAUUUCGAACUUGUGCAGUAUCUGGAUGAAAUUCAGAAUUUAACAGAAGCAAAUGAGAAAAUUGAAAUUCAGAAUCAAGAAAUGAGAAAGAAUUUGGAAGAAUCAGUGCAGGAAAUGGAGAAGAUGACUGAUGAAUAUAAUAGGAUGAAAAUUAUUGUGCAACAAACUGAUACUCUAAUGGAUCUGUUAAAAAAAGAAAAGGACCAUUACAGGCUUCAGGUUCAGGAACUUACAGAACUUCUGAAAGCAAAAAAUGAAGAAGAUGAUCCUGUCAUGGCAGCUGUUAAUGCAAAGGUUGAAGAAUGGAAGAAAAUUUUGGCGUCUAAAGAUGAUGAAAUAAUAGAAUAUCAACAAAUAUUACAUAAUUUGAAAGAGAAACUUAGAAAUGCUCAACUUGAUGCUGACAAAAAUAAUGUCAUGGCUCUACAACAGGGCAUACAAGAAAGAGACAGUCAAAUUAAGAUGCUUACUGAACAAGUAGAACAAUACACAAAAGAAAUGGAAACAAAUACAGUGAUUAUUGAAGACUUGAGAAAUGAACUCAGACUAAAAAGAGGUUCUUCAACUCUAUCUCAGUUGAAUCAUUUUGUAGAAAUACAAACAAAGCUUCAAAUCUUAGAAACUAAAAAUAAAGAUGCUGAGAGGGCAGCAGAGCUGGCAGAAGCUGAUGCCCGAGAGAAGGACAAAGAGCUUGUCGAAGCUCUCAAGCGACUGAAAGAUUAUGAAGCGGGAAUUUAUGGUCUAGAAGAUGCUGUUGCUGAAAUUAAGACUUAUAAGGCUCAAGUUAAAAUAAGGGAUCGAGAAAUUGAAGUAUUAACUACAGAAAUUAAUAACCUUGAAUUAAAGAUAAAUGAUUUCCUUGAUGAAAAUGAAGACCUCCGGGAACGAUUGGGUCUUGAUCCAAAGGCAAUGAUUGAUUUAACUGAGUUUAGAAAGAGCAAAAAUCUAAAACAGCAGCAGUAUAAGGCUGAAAAUCAAGUUCUUUUAAAAGAGAUUGAAAGUCUGGAAGAAGAAAGACUUGAACUGAAACAGAAGAUUCGAAAAAUGGCUCAAGAGAAAGCAAAGAAAUUUGGAACUUUAGCUUCUGGUGACAUACAUCUGACCAACAUCUUUAAUCAGGAACUAAGAAUGGAAGAAAGGAAGUCUCAACUUCUGAGUCCUGGAAAUGUUGAAGAAUUUAAAUUAAAGAUUAGAAGCACAGAUAAAAUAGAAGCACCACAUAAGAGAGCACCAUGCAGUGGUCAACAGUCAGAUCAGAAUAUUCCUGAAAGAAGCAUGAUCUUAGGAAAAUUAUCAAGCAAAAUUUCUCAGAUCCUUCAGAGUGUAGAUCAGCCUAUAAGUAAGCAUACUUUUACCGAUUUGUCAAGAGAUUCUUCACCUAUACAGAUCAGAGAUCGCAGUUCAACUCCAGAAGGUUUUACAAUUAGACAGAUCUAUAAAGCACCAUGUCUGCAGUCUACAAGAAAUUUAGAAUCAAUCAUCUGUAGGCAGAGCCAAGAAGACUCAAAUGACUAUUUGUACUCCCUUUCUGAUGACUAUCUAAAGCAAGCUUCCACAAGUCAUCAGACACUAGAGAAAACUAAAAAAAUUACACUGUCAAGAAGCUCCUUAAACUUAAUGAAGCGAGAUUUUCCUGCUGGACAGAGGCUAACACUCAGCCAGAAAUCCUCAAUAUUUUGUCAGCUUAUUCAUGAUAAAACAGCUAUUGUGGAAAAGUCACAAAUAGUGAAACCAAAGGUUGAACAACUUCCUACUUCAAGUAAGUUUUCUGAUGAUAAAAGUGAUUUGAAAGAUGAGGUAAAAAAAGAAUAUAUCCCAUUCCAAGGAAAGAUUUUGAAGAAUAAACUUGGAAAUAGUCUUCAUACUACAAAGUCUUGGCAUAGUGUAGUCACAGCAACAUCUCACCUAGAUCCUGUUGAAAACCUAAUAGAGCAGCUGCGGAAGGAACUUGUAUUUCUUAGAUCCCAGAAUGAACUGAUAUUCCAGGAUUUGUUGAUUAAAGAAGCACAAAGCAGAGAUGCAGAAUUAGAACUUCAAAGACACAGGAACCAGGCAGAGCAGAAUGAAUAUCUUUCAAAGGAGCUGAAUGAAAAAGAAAGAGAUUUGGAAAGGAAUAGAAUAGUAAUAACCAAGUUCCAAAACAAAGUAAAAGAACUUGUGGAUGAAAAAGCACAACUUGAAGAAGGUUUGAAAGAAAUAUUGCAGACUAUCAAGGAAAUGCAGAUAGAACCUGGUGGUAAAGGAGAAACACCUCUGAUCAUUCCUAGUCUUGAAAAAUUAGUUAAUGCUAUAGAAUCGAGGAAUGCUGAGGGAAUCUUUGAUGCAAACCUACAUUUGAAAGCCCAAGUUGACCAACUUAUAGGACGAAAUAAUGAAUUAAGAGAUGAACUUAAAGAAACUCAGAAAGAAGCCACAAAUUAUUCUCAAAAUUUGGCAAAAGCAAAUUUAAAGAUGGAAAAUCUUGAAAAAGAAAUCUGUCUCUUACGUGAAGCAAAGGGAUCAAAUAUUGUUUUCAAAGGAGUUGAUCUACCAGAUGGGAUGACACCAUCUAGUGCAAAUAUAAUUAAUUCUCAGAAUGAAUAUUUGAUACAUAUUUUGCAGGAACUAGAAAACAAAGAACAUAUGCUAAAAAAGUUAGAAGAUUCACUUGAAGAAUAUAAUAGGAAAUUUGCAGUCGUCCGACAUCAGCAAGGCUUGUUAUAUAAAGAAUAUCUAAGUGAAAAGAAAAUUUGGAGAACAGAAUCUGAAAAACUGAGAGAGGAGAAGAAAAAGCUUGAGGAUCAAGUUGAACAAGAUGCUGUCAAAGUAAAGGAAUAUAAUAACUUACUUAAUGCUCUCCAGAUGGAUGCUGAUGAGACAAAAAAACUCCUUUCUGAAAAUAGUAGGAAAAUCAGUGUCUUACAAGUUAAUGAAAAGUCUCUGAUAAGGCAAUAUACAACUUUAAUGGAAAUGGAACGGCAUUUAAGAAAAGAAAAUGGUAAACAGAAGAAUGAACUGAUAGCCAUGGAGGCUGCAGUUGGAGACAGGAUUGGCCAUUUACAACAGUUUAAGGAAACAGCCAUUUUCAAGAUUGCAGCACUCCAAAAACUUAUAGACAAUAGUGUCCCUCUCUCGGAACUUGAAUUGGCCAAUAAGCAAUAUAGUGAACUGACUGCUAAGUAUAGGGACAUGCUACAAAAAGAUAAUAUGCUUGUCCAGAGAAUGAUUAGUUUGCAGUUCUUGGAGUGUGAAAAUACAUCUCUGAAAGAACAAAUAGAUGUUAUAAGUAAGGAACUGGAGAUCACCAAGGAAAAAUUUCAUACUCUAGAACAAGCAUGGGAACAAGUCACUAAAUUAGAAAGUGAAUCGACCAUGGAUAAAGCUCAAAAAGCUUUAACAAACAGUGAGAUUGUGUCCAUUUCAAAAAAGAUUACAAUGCUGGAAAUGAAGGAAUUGAAUGAAAGACAGCGGGCUGAACAUGCUCAAAAAAUGCAUGAGCACUUACGGACUUCAUUAAAACAAGUGGAAGAACGUAAUUUGGAACUGGAAACCAAAUUUUCUGAGCUUACUAAAAUCAACUUGGCUGCACAAGAAGUAGAGAAAACCUUAAGAGAUGAACUGGCUGAGAGUGUGAGUAAGGAAGUGAGUGAUGCUGAUAGACAACGGAUUCUAGAGUUAGAAAAGAGUGAAAUGGAAUUGAAGGUAGAAGUGUCCAAACUGAAGCAGAUUUCUGAUAUAGCCAGGAAUCAAGUUGAAGCUCUAAAUUCACAUCAGCAAUCCAGAGAAAAGGAGGUGGAAUCUCUGAGAAUGCAAGUAUUAGACUACCAGGCACAGUCAGAUGAAAAAGCCCUUAUUGCCAAGUUGCAUCAGCAUAUUGUUGCAUUGCAAAUUAGUGAAGCUACUUCUGUUACCAAGUUGGAAUCAGUAACUUCCCAGCUGCAGAAGAUUGAGACUUACAACUUGCGUCUUGAGCAAAAGCUUGAUGAGAAGGAGCAGAGUCUGUAUUUUGCCCGUCUGGAAGGGAGAAAUAGAGCGAAGCAUCUGCGCCGCACCAUUCAGUCUCUGCGACGACAGUUUAGUGGUACCCUGCCCUUGGCGCAGCAAGAAAAAUUUUCCAAAACAAUGAUUCAGCUACAGAAUGACAAACUACAAGUCAUGCAAGAAGUUCGGACUUGUCAGGAAGAGCGCCGAAACAUGGAAAACAAAACACUGGAGCUGGAAUUAAAAUUAAAAGGCCUUGAGGAGCUAAUAAGCACAUUAAAGGAUGCCAGGGGAGCCCAGAAGGUAAUUGAUUGGCACAUGAAAAUGGAAGAACUUCGUCUCCAAGAGCUCAAAUUAAAUAGAGAAUUAGUCAAAGAUAAAGAAGAAAUGAAAUAUUUGAAGAAUGUGAUUUCCGAAUAUGAACGCACAAUUAGCAAUCUAGAGGAAGAAAUUGUGCAACAGAACAAGUUUCAUGAAGAACAGCAAAUGGCCUGGGAUCAAAGAGAGGUUGAGCUAGAACGCCAACUGGACAAAUUUGAUGGACAACAGAAUGAAAUAUUGAGUGCAGCUCGAAAGUUUGAAGAGGCUACAGGAUCAGUACCGGACCCCAGUUUGCCUCUUCCAAAUCAACUUGAGAUAGCUUUGAGAAAAAUCAAAGAGAAUGUUCGAAUAAUCAUAGAAACACGUGCAACUUGUAAAUCAUUGGAGGAGAAACUGAAGGAGAAAGAGUCUGCCUUGUGGGAAGCAGAGCAGAAUGUUUUAUCAAGAGACAAAAUAAUCAAUGAACUUAGACUCCGAUUGCCUGCGACAAAAGAACGAGAGCAGCUCAUGGCUGAGCUAAGUAGAAAGGAAGAGGAGCCAGAGAGCCAGCGGGCUCUGAAGGUCGCUCACCAGACUAUCGCCAACAUGCAAGCAAGAUUAGAUCAAAAGGAAGAGGUAUUAAAGAAGUACCAACAUCUCCUAGAAAAAGCCAGAGAGGAGCAAGGAGAAAUUAUCAAGAAGCAUGAGGAAGAUAUUUUUAUUCUUCAUCAAAAAUUAGAUCAUCAGGCUGACAGUUCACUUAGCAAAUUCAAAAAAACAGCCAUGGAGUUAAUGAAACAGCCUUCUGUACCAGUUGCUACCAACAAGCAUUUCAUGCGUCUGGCAGAGAUGGAGCAAACAGUUGCAGAACAAGAUAAUUCUCUUUGUUCACUUUUGACCAAAAUGAAGAAAAUGACACAUGAAAUAGACAUGCAAAAGCAUAUCACUUUAAUGAAAGUCAAAGAAUUUGAAAGCACCCGAGCUCAACUUGAAGAAAACCAUGCAGAGGUUGUGAAAAGCCUGCAUGCUGAGAUAGAAGACUUAAAGUAUUCUAUGUGCCAGACAGAGAAAGAACUGCAGUACUUUAAAUCUGAAGUACAGAUUCAGAAAGAAGCCAACGCAAGAGCUCCAACAGCCACCAUGAAAAAUUUAGUAGAACGGCUCAAGAGCCAAUUAGCCUUGAAAGAGAAACAGCAAAAAGCCCUUAGUCGAGCACUUUUGGAGCUUCGAGCAGAAAUGACAGCUGCUGCUGAAGAACGCAUACUUCUUUCUACAUCCCAGAAAGAGUCAAAUCUCAAUGUUCAACAGAUUAUUGAUCGCCAUACUAGAGAUCUCCAGGUUCGUAUAGAAGAUUUAAGUGAAAAUCUUCUAAAAUGUAAAGAAGCUCUUAAAACAAGUAAAAGCAGAGAGAACACUUUGAGCAAUCAGUUGGAUGAGUUAAACAACGAAAUGCAGAAAAAACAGAAAGCUUAUAAUAAAAUACUUAGAGAAAAAGAAGAAUUAGAAAAAGAAAAUGAAGAACUGAAAAGGCGAAUUAAAAGAUUAACCAGUGGAUUACAGAGCAAGCCUCCUGGAGAUAACAAACAGAGUCUGAUUGAUGAACUUCAAAAGAAAAUUAAAAAUUUAGAAAGUCAACUGGAAAGAUUUAGUGAUGAAACAGAAAGGAAAGAAAAGAACUGUCAAGAAGAAUUAAUUCGAUGGGAAGAAGGUAAAAAAUGGCAAGCUAAAACUCAAGGGAUGCGAAAUAGGUUGAAAGAAAAAGAAAAAGAAGUGGAUACCUUAACCAAGCAGUUGAAUACUAUGAAAGAACUUUUGACAAGGUCUGAUAAAGAUAAAAUCACAUUACAAAAGAAACUAAAAACAAGUGGUGUAACUGCUGAUCGUGUUAUUGGAGCACAUGCUUUGGAUUUAGAAAAAGAAUUAGAAGAACUUAGAAAAACGAAUAUUGCACUAGAAAAUGAAAUAGGUUAUAUGAGGACCCAGCAAGCUCUUCCCAGAGAUUCUGUUAUUGAAGACUUACAUUUACAAAAUAAAUACCUUCAGGAUAAGCUUCAUGCUUUAGAAGAACAAAUUUCAAAAAAAAAUGCGUUUUCUAAGUCUUCAUUGUGUCCAGCCUAUGACAUAACCACUCUCUCCUCCCCUGCUACCAAAACUAAUAAACACAAGCAUAUUGUAUUUCCCCAAAAGAACAAUUUACUUGGGAACAAAAAAAGGGGGAAGAAAAUAGUUGGCCAUAAAAGCUUUGAGAAUCGACACUGUCAGAUAACCAGAAAUGGUCUGCCCUCUAGUCAGUGUAUUGAUGCAGGCUCUCAGUCAGAUGAGACUCUGGCAACUGCUAAUUCAGAGUACUCCAAGCCCAGAGCGUGCAAUCAGUUGAAUCCAUCCUGGCAUACUGAGUCUGGGCCAGAAGAUAAUACACCUUAUUUUGAAAGUGGACCAGAUGGAGAGGAGGAGGGACUGAAUCAGGGCUAUUACAAAAAUGGAAGCAGAGUCCAUGAAAAUCAAGAAGAGCAAAAAGGAAGAAAGACUGAAUGUGGACAAGGAAACCUAGCAAAUAUGAGAGACAAAAGUCUAUUGAAUCUAGAGGAACCUGCCAAUGGAGAGCUUAAAAAUGCUAGUGUGAAUGAGAGUGUAAAUCCACAUGCUGAAGAAAACACACAGGCAGAAAACAAUCCUGAGUGGAUCGGAGUAACCAAAACGUCGGCUGAGGAAACUGCCCAGGCAACAGAAUUGGGAUCAGAUGAUCAGUCUAGCAGAGAACAGGAACUUCAGAAGGAAUACCUGAAAGUCUCAUCUGAAAACAUUGAAUUGAGAUUUCAACUUGAACAAGCAAAUAAAGAUUUACCAAGGUUAAAGAGUCAAGUAAGUGAUAUGAAAGAAAUGUGUGAACUUCUGAAGAAGGAGAAAACAGAAAUUGAGAAAAAACUUGGCCGAGUUAGAGGGUCUGGAAGAAGUGGCAAGACAGUUCCUGAACUAGAAAAAACAAUUGGUUUAAUGAAAAAAGUUGUGGAGAAAGUCCAGAAAGAAAAUGAAUAUUUGAAACGAGCAUCAGGAAUAAUGACAAGUGAGAAAAUGUCCACACUUGAGCUUGAAAAUCAAAAUCUAAAGACUGAAUUAGAAAAACUGAAGCUUCAUCUUGGACGUCAAUUGAGCAUGCAAUAUGAGUUUAACGCUAAAGGCUCGGAGAAUAUUAUGGUUGAAAAUGAAAAGCUUCAUAAAGAACUUAAAAAAAAGGUGGAGUCUGCUGAGGCACUUCUGGUGGAGAAAAAUGACUUGGAAGCCUCGGUCAAGAAGCUGACGGCCCAGCUGCAGGAGAUGAGUAAGAGAUCACAUCCCAUCGACUGUGGCAGCCCCCAGCCAGAAGGGGCUGAAAGCGGGAGAUUGAAACCAGCCACUGAAACAAGAACAAAUGAAAUCAAAGUGAGCGAGGUGCAGAGUGAGAGUGAGCAAAAGCACCAACUCAGGGAAGCAACAGAAAGAGAGGAGGAAAUCAUGAAAUACAAUCAGGACCUAGAAGAGCAGACUGAAAUUCUCAAAAAUUUUCCAGAAGGUAGCCACCAAGAGCAAAGCCUUAGGAGAGAGCUGCAACAUAUUAGGUUAAUCAUUGAUCACCUGGAGAAGAAAAAGGCCGGAUUAGCUCAAGUAGGAAGUAGUCAAGAGAAAAUCAGAGAUUUUGAAAAAACAAAGCUUCCACAGACAUCUCUAACUUCAGAUCCAGAGAAGCAGCAGUUGAAGGAAGAAAAUAAAAAGCUUAAAAAAGAACUGGAGAAUUUUGAUCCCUCAUUUUUCGAAGAAAUUGAGGACAUGAAGUACAAUUACAAAGAAGAAGUUAAAAAAAAUAUUAUUUUGGAAGAGAAGUUGAAACAACUUUGUGAACAGUUCCAUGUUGAACUAGAGACUGGAGCUAGUGUUUCUGGACAGUUGGAAGCUGAAAUGGAUAGCACUAAUAACUUAUCUAUCUACUGAGGGUCUGUUUCCAACCUCAACUUUAACCAACUAUUUUCUAUUUUAUAGAAGUUGUAGUAAUUAAAUUACAUCUAGUUUAGGAAUUGUAUAAUUUCAAGCAAUUGAAUUUUAGUUAGUGAAUAAAGUUUAUAUUUAUAUGAAAUUAUAUUUGACUUAUUAGGGAAACAGAUUUUUUAAAAAAUUUAACAGAUGUGUAUUUCUGUGUUAGAAGUUGUCUGUUCCUCAUCCUUUUUAUGAUUAGUUUUCCAAAACAAUCAUAAUGUUCUUUAAAUUGUAAUAUAUUAAAUGUUGAACUGAACCAUGUAAGGGAGGUUUAUAGGCAAGUAACAAGAGUUAAACAAUCAAAAGUUAAAGUUUGAUCCAUGGUGAUGCUUAAGUGAGAUUGGUUAGUUUUUCCACUCAAUUCCCAAGUAAUGUGCUACUACAGAAAAGGUCUGAAGUUGAUAGCUAACAACAUUCAUGGCUUAACUUUCUGAAUAAAUGAUACAAAAAUU